Messenger RNA from Mytilus californianus (California mussel), 1281 nucleotides. RefSeq lists its product as uncharacterized. The coding region runs from base 210 to 809 and encodes 199 amino acids. The record is from RefSeq and is a predicted model, not a curated record. Lineage: Eukaryota; Metazoa; Mollusca; Bivalvia; Mytilida; Mytilidae. The transcript has 2 exons.
GUGGCGCCGUGGUAGCGGAUCCUGUUCCUCUACUUCCGGUUUCUGCACUGUGCAACUAUUUCAGUUAUAUUUUUAAUUAACGAUGCCAAGUACUUGUUGUUGUGUACCUGGAUGUCAUUUAAGAGGAGGACAUGCAUUUCCAAAUGACUUAAAAAGAAGGAAAAGUUGGAUCAACGCCAUGGCCCAUACGCAGAUUGGACGAGAACACGAUGAUAUCGUGGAGUCCAUCUCAAUCAGCUGUUGUUUGCAAGGCACGUUUUACUGAAAAAGACUACGUGCAGGAAACUAUUCAUGGGCGCAAACCCACCAUACAGAGACUUAAGUCUACUGCAAUUCCCAGCCUAUUUUCCUGGACCAAGCAAGAGACUGAAUCGUCCACAAAAAGAAAAAUCAGGGCAGUUUCCUGUGAAAACAAAAGAACUAAACUUGAUGAAUAUUGUAGUAGAAAUCUAGAGGAAAGUUUUGAUUGUAAAGUUGGUUUUCCUGAAGAAGUCAUUCAUACUGCAGAAAGGAUUUAUGACUGUCCACCACCAACUGCCGAGCUAAUGUUGAGCUUCACAGAUGGAAUUACGCAAACACCAUCAAUGCCUAUGUUUUCAGCAGAGAAUUUUGAAAUGAAGACACGUGACACAGCCAUGCAUUUUUAUACCGGUUUAGAGUUGUAUACUAAAUUUUUAUUUGUUUUAACCACACUUGGUCCAGCAGCACAUUGUUUGAGAUACAUAUAUUUUCAAAUUGAUAGGGUGUCAGUUGAAAAUCAGUUUUUUUAUGACUUUGAUGAAAUUGAGGCAUCAUACAACCAACUUUGAACUGUCUAGAUUCUAGAUUGAAUCUAGUGUUAAGAAUAUUGUGUAUACAUGGAUUGUUUUUAUGUCUAAACAGUGGUGUGAGGCUAACACUUGGCCAUCUAGUGGUUUAGUCAGGUAUUUUUCACCAUCCAACUUCAAAUUAAAGUUUCCUACGACUUGGAUUAUUAUUGACAGCCCAGAAUAUCCCGUGAUAAAACCUAAAGCUCCUAGAGCUCAGGCAACCUUUUCAUCAAAUAAAAACAGAAACACUGAAAAUUCUUGAAUGUUCGACACCUGGUGGUUUAGUCAACUAUGUCUCUAUGUCACAUAGAGCGAAUUAUUAGACUUGGCAAAACAUACAAAAUUCUAAUAAAUCCUAUGAAUGGAACUGAAACAAAACUUUCAUCUGAAAUAACAUUUAGUUGUUUUAUGUUGUGUAAUUUUAGAACUUGUAUUGUGCCAAAGGAUGCAUAAAUAAAAGUGACGCAAUGAA